This is a messenger RNA of Bipolaris zeicola 26-R-13, 168 nucleotides long. RefSeq lists its product as uncharacterized. The annotation marks the transcript as partial. The transcript has a single exon. NCBI's taxonomy places the organism in Eukaryota, Fungi, Ascomycota, Dothideomycetes, Pleosporales, Pleosporaceae. The record is from RefSeq and is a predicted model, not a curated record.
CUCCCAAUAUCCUCUCUCGCCUGUGAGCUUCCUCUCACUAGUGACUCUCACCAGAGGAUAUCGGACUUCAUGUGGGUUGACCUUGGGGCGCUUUGGUCUACGCUCGGGACUCGGAGGUCGCUCUUUCUUUGUACUACAAAGAGUCAGUAUACACACACGAGAGACUGA